Molecule: messenger RNA, 1885 nt
Organism: Cynoglossus semilaevis (tongue sole)
Lineage: Eukaryota; Metazoa; Chordata; Actinopteri; Pleuronectiformes; Cynoglossidae
Gene: hccsb
Product: holocytochrome c synthase b
Exons: 8
Coding region: 158-1000 (280 amino acids)
Biological process (GO): cytochrome c-heme linkage
Cellular component (GO): mitochondrion
Molecular function (GO): holocytochrome-c synthase activity
Source: RefSeq, a predicted model, not a curated record
CGUAACGCAAUGACGUAUCGUACGUGCUUACGUAAAGCACGUGGUCACAAACGCUUCCCCAAGUGCUGAUGGGGAAUACUGUAUCAGUAACUGCGUCCUGGACGUCCACGCCGGGGAUAUAACACAUCUGUACAUCUGUUUUCCAGAAAAGGGCAGAAUGGGAGCGUCUUCGUCCACACCUUCUGCUCCUACAGUACAAGCACAGGCUAUGAUGGCUUCACCUCCUCAGGGCUGCCCUAUGCACCAAGAAGCCAAGCCAGUCACAGCGUCUCCAACUUCAGAGUGUCCCCUCCAUCAAGAAGUAAAUGCAUCUCCUCCAUCACAGUGUCCAAUGCACAAAGCAGAAGCUGGUCCAGCCCACCAGGAACGAGCCUAUGAUUUUGUGGAAUGUCCCAUGAAGGCAGCAGCAGCAGGCGUGAAGGAUGACAUCGAUCCGGCGAACAUGAUGCCGCCUCCCAAUCAAACUCCAGCACCUGGCCAGCCUUUCCCUCUCUCGGUCACCAGAGAGGAGUCCACCAUACCUCGACACGGCGCGGAAAAGAACUGGGUCUAUCCUUCGGAACAAAUGUUCUGGAACGCCAUGCUGCGUAAGGGGUGGCGCUGGCGUGAGGAUGACCUCGCUGCUCAAGACAUGAGCAAUAUUAUCAAAAUUCAUAACAAGAACAAUGAGCAGGCCUGGCAUGAGAUCCUAAAGUGGGAAGCUCUUCAUGCAAGUGAAUGUCCAUGUGGUCCAACAUUGAAGAGAUUUGGCGGGAAAGCUAAAGAAUACUCACCUAGGGCUCGCGUGCGUCACUGGAUGGGUUAUGAGCUGCCCUUCGACCGCCACGACUGGAUUGUUGACCGAUGUGGGAAGGAGGUCCGAUACGUCAUCGACUACUAUGAGGGUGAAAUCAACAAGGACACAUUUCAGUUCUCCAUCCUGGAUGUACGCCCUGCCUUUGACUCUAUAGGAGCCGUCUGGGAUCGCAUGAAGGUGGCCUGGUGGCGAUGGUCCUCCUAGAUGACACGCACCACAACAGGUCAAUCUUUUUUUUUUUUUUUUUUUUUUUCUCAAUUUUAUUUUUCGGACAUUUUUCUUAUGUUUUUCUUGGCCUUUCUAUUGUAUGGUCUGUGACAGUUCUCAGAUAUUCAAGUAAUUGUAUGCUGAGAAAUUGACUAUUCACAUUGGCAUGGAACAUUCAUUCAUUUAGUACCGAUAAUGAAGUUUGUGUACCAUCAGGCAAAUGUACACAUUUUUAUUUAAAAACAGUUCGAGGCAUGUCAUUAUUUUUCUAUUAUUAUUUUUCACCAGAUUUUUUUCCUUCAGAUGCAAAUGCUUUAAAGGAAGUUUUGUCGACACGAGGCAAACCGUUUUCUUGAUGUAGAAAAAUAAAUAUAAAUAAUACGAAAAGUUACGGAUUAACGCCGCACUUCAUCGGUUCCUCGAUGGUGAGAAGUGUCUGUACGGGGCAACAUUCAUUUUUCACUAGGUCAAAGGAAAAAUGACAGUCAGUUCCACUGAAAUAGCCUACCCGUGGUCACCGUCUUGACCUUCACGAGCAAAGAAACUAUAGUGACUAAACAGUAUUUUAUCUUCAAACGUAUCAGUAAAGAUUGUAAGAAUUAUUAACGUUUUUUUAUCGGAAUCAAAAAUUAAGUGUAGACAAUAGCGGAUAUCGGCAAAAAGUUAAUAUUCAACAUCCUUACUCAUCAGUUUUGUGUAACUCCUCUUACUCAGACUAUUGGUUUUGAUCUGUUUGUUAGUUCUAUUUAUUUGACAAAUGACUGUAAACUUUUGUUUUGAGACUCCUGUUUGUUCUGUUGAAAUGAAAUGAAAUGUUCCUUUUGUCAAACAUUUUACUCUGUAAUUCUCUCAUGACUAAUAAUAAAGACGUUUAUUCCCUAA